Molecule: messenger RNA, 1035 nt
Organism: Neoarthrinium moseri
Lineage: Eukaryota; Fungi; Ascomycota; Sordariomycetes; Amphisphaeriales; Apiosporaceae
Exons: 1
Coding region: 1-1035 (344 amino acids)
Molecular function (GO): protein binding
Source: RefSeq, a predicted model, not a curated record
AUGUUCUCCGCGCGUCGCACCGUCCGGCCGGCCAGGAGCCUGUGCCGAUGGGAACCGGUUCAGAAUGGGAAACGGCUUACAGAUCUCGCCAAUCGCACUUCCAGGGCACCCUUCUCGACGAGUCACCGGUGCGGCGUUCCUUUGCCAGUGCGCAAGGCUCCACCUUCUUUCGCCAAAGCCAGAUUCUCCCGCAUGGAAGUUCCUCAACUCGCGUUCUUCGAGGAUGCAGCAAAACCAUCACUUGCGUCGGGUCUAGACCCACAGGAGUGCUUUCGGUCCGCACAUGCCUAUGUCGACCUCGCUGUCGCCGACAACCCCGGAUGGCGCGACAGCCUGAGGGAUCCUCCUCAUUCGCUCUCCUACGCCACCCUGCAUUACAUAGCCGUCAUGAUCAUGAAUGGCCCCCCCGGGCCGGCAUUUAACAUUGCUACCCACAUAUACCACACGUUGACCAUGGCCAAUUAUGCGCCUUCGAUUCUGACAGUGGUCCGACUCGCUCUGAUGAGAAAGAUGCUUGGUCAGCCGCAGUUCAGCCAAGCGCAGGACAAGUUCACGUUGAUGGCACUGCGAAAGGAUGACCCCAACGCAUGCACUCUUCAAGGCCUCAUAUUGUCGGCCAAAACGACACCAGAGACGGACAGGGAGGCGCUGCAGUGGUUUCGCACAGCUGCUUCCCUCGCAGGAGAGGAGCCUGGAGCGUGGGAGUGGCAGGCAAGCUGUGCAUUGGAAAUGGGUAAAAUAUACCUCAGAUUAAAACAGAACGAUCGAGCGAAGGCUAUCUGGAGGUACUGUGCUCAAGAUUUGGAUAUUGCGGAAGGAUGCUGGCUGUAUUCCACUUUGCUUGAGCCUUCGGACCCGGAGAAAUACGUCAUGGUCCGCAAAGCAGCGGUUUCUGGCAUCCCACAGGCAGCUCAAGAGAUGGCCAUACUCGAUGAUCCCUCCGUAGAGGGAUCAGAAGGAGGAGGAUCAAGUUCGUGGGAUAUAAAAGCGUCUAACGUGUUUAAGAAAGAAUGGCAGGCGAUUGCUGGGGCCUGA